UUUCUACUUGCAUUUUUACGUGCUUUCAAACUGCUAGAUUAAUUAUGCUUAUGGAAUAAAAGGAGCAGUUAUUGAUGAGCAAAAUAGUGGACCAGAAGACAGGCAGACUGGAACGCAUCAGCUGCCGGGGAAACCCCUGGCCGAACUGGAAGCAUGGAGGAGGGGAUUAAUGGAAAGAUGAACCAGGCCCAUAUCCUAUUUGACCGAUUUGUCCAAGCUUCCACUUGCAAAGGGACUCUGAAAGCCUUUCAAGAGCUCUGUGAUUAUUUGGAGCUGAAGCCCAAGGAUUACCGUACUUUCUACCACAAGCUCAAAUCCAAGUUGAGUUAUUGGAAAGCUAAAGCUCUUUGGGCCAAGUUGGAUAAGAGGGGCUGCCACAAAGACUAUAAGAAGGGGAAAGUAUGCGCCAACACGAAGUGUCUCAUUAUUGGGGCUGGACCCUGUGGCCUUCGGACAGCCAUUGAUCUCUCCUUUUUAGGAGCAAAGGUGGUGGUGAUAGAAAAGCGUGAUGCCUUCUCCCGCAACAAUGUUCUGCAUCUGUGGCCGUUCACCAUUCAUGACUUGAGAGGUCUCGGCGCCAAAAAGUUCUACGGCAAAUUUUGUGCAGGAGCCAUCGACCAUAUCAGUAUUCGUCAGCUUCAGCUGAUACUCUUGAAGGUCUCCUUAAUUCUUGGUAUUGAGAUCCAUGUCAAUGUUGAAUUUCAGGGUCUUCUCUGCCCUCCUGAGGACCAGGAGAAUGAGAGGAUAGGUUGGCGUGCACAAGUCCAUCCAAAAACACAUCCUGUGUCGGAGUACGAGUUUGAUGUGAUAAUUGGAGGGGAUGGAAGGCGAAAUACUUUGGAAGGGUUUCGGCGAAAAGAGUUUCGU
Molecule: messenger RNA, 867 nt
Organism: Thamnophis sirtalis
Lineage: Eukaryota; Metazoa; Chordata; Lepidosauria; Squamata; Natricidae
Source: RefSeq, a predicted model, not a curated record